AGCGAGCAGAGACGCCGAAGACGAUCGACUCGGCAUGUGACAAAUGUUGCGGCGGCGAGCUACUUCAGCCUCGCCCGUUCUUCAGGUUUCAGCGUGGUGAAGUGGGAGCAACCACGAUGAAGCUGCUAAAGCCAAACUGGGUGACCCAUGACGGUCACCCAAUAUUUUCGGUAGACAUCCAUCCCGAUGGGUCCAGAUUUGCCACAGGUGGCCAAGGUUCAGACUGUGGCCAGAUCUGCAUAUGGAACAUGGCUCCUGUAGCAAGGGAGGAAGAGGAGCUGAGCGAUUCGGUACCGAAGCUGUUGUGUCAGAUGGACAAUCACUUGGCGUGUGUCAACUGUGUCAGAUGGUCCUCCGAUGGUCGACACCUCGCCUCUGGUGGUGACGACAAGGUCAUCAUGAUAUGGAUGAUAGGGCGGUAUGGCAUGAGCUCCUCGGGAAUGUUUGGUGGUGGAGGCAAGUCCAAUGUGGAGCACUGGAAGUGUGUCAGCACUCUAAGGGGCCAUUCUGGAGACGUCCUGGAUCUGGCCUGGUCUCCAUUCGAUACUUGGCUUGCAUCAUGUAGUGUCGACAACACUGUGGUCAUCUGGAAUGCCAAGAGAUGGCAAGAAAUGUUGGCGGUACUAAAAGGGCACACUGGCCUCGUGAAAGGAGUCUCGUGGGAUCCAGUUGGAAAGUACAUAGCAUCUCAGUCUGACGACAAGAGCUUACGGGUCUGGCGGACUCACGACUGGCAACAGGAGUGCAUCAUCACCGAGCCAUUUGUGGAGUGCGGAGGAACCACCCACAUCUUGCGGCUGAACUGGUCUCCUGACGGCCAGUACCUCGUCUCUGCACAUGCCAUGAACAAUGCUGGCCCUACUGCACAGAUUGUGGAGCGCGACAACUGGCGAACCAACAAGGACUUUGUUGGCCACCGUAAAGCUGUCACAUGUGUGAGAUUCAACCCGCACAUCCGAUCAAGAGUCAACAAGGACAACAACAAGACACAAACCUUUUGCUGCUGUGCCAUUGGAAGUCGGGACAGGUCCCUGUCUGUCUGGCUAACCUGUCUGAAGAGGCCUCUCGUUGUGGUGCAUGACCUCUUCUCCAACUCAGUGUUGGACAUAUCUUGGAGUCAAGAAGGUAACCAGCUACUGGUGUGCUCCUGGGAUGGCACUGUGGCCUAUAUCGACUUCACUGAGGAGGAAAUCGGGGUGCCGAUUAGUCCUGAGGAACGAAACGUGUGGCACCAGAAAUUGUAUGGCAAAAGCUUAUCGGGUCCGGGGAGCCAGCAGCGGCAGUCGGGCACCACCCUGGUUGAAGACCCCGAGGUGUUGAAGGCCCAGGAGCAAUACUCCAAAGCGCAGCAGCAGCAGAGGACGGUGGCUUCAACCCUAACCAAAGAAGUCAAUGGUGUCACGCCUUCGGCAAGCCCAGCUACAGCUACGAGCAAUGCGCCUACGAGUUCAGCAAACUCGGUGGUGCGACCCAUCAACACCAACAGCAACAGUAGCCGCCCUAUGUCACACAUCAAGGGCCCCACUGACAAGCAAAUAGAAACGAGAAUGCCCGACGGGCGUCGCCGGAUUACACCGCUCUUCAUUCCUCCUGAUCCUGAAGUCGGAGAUGUUCCCGUGCCGUUCAACAGUCAAGCAUUGCCCAACUUCAGCUCGUCCACUGAGAGCAAAAGCAGGAUCGUCAUAGAGAAGCGAGACGAGUCCUCCAGCGUUCCUGCAACCGAUCUCUGCGACAAGUCCUCGGACAAGGCUCCGGCUGCCAAGGAAGACCAGGCAGCAACACCUGCAACACAAGGUCAAGUUGCAGAGAAAGAUACACCUGCCACCACAGCGGUGAAUGCUCUGCCAAACUCCGCUCCCCCGGCUGUGUCAGCGGCACCUUCUGACCAGUCUGAGAAGCCAGCAGUCAAGCCAGCUAGUGAAUCGCUGAUGCCGACGGGAAAGCGGAAAGCCACAGAGACGACCCCAGUCGUGGCAAGGCCACCUGAGAAAAAGCGCGGUCGACCUCCGUUAGACCGGACACUACAGUUUCAGCAGCAACAGCAGCAGCAGCAGCAACAACAGCAGCAGGCACAGAAAGAAACCUCUGGCCACACGGCUACCAAUGCCCACCAGUCUGCACCAGUUCCCCACCGGCAACAAGCCAUGUUUCCAGCGCUAAAGCAAAGCAUGCCAGCCACGGUGAAGGUGGCAUACCUCGAAGACACUAAGGUACUGAGGAGCAUUCAGCUGCAGACAGACAUUCCAGUACCAGGAUCACGGACAGUCAGCAAGGUGCGAUGCAGUGAGGAGGAGACUGUCUUCUGGGAACACCUGGUUUCAGGUCGAGGAGUGGCCCUCGCCGCUAGCAGUCACGUGGUGUGUGUGGUGUGUGAAGACCGGACUUUGACGGCCCUGUCAUGCGUGACGGGUGCCAAGCUCAUGCCCCCACUGCUGCUGUCGUGGCCCGUCGCCCACAUGCUGUGCAAGGGCAGCUGCCUGCUUGUCCUUACAACGCAUGGCUCGGUGCACGUUUGGGACCUGAGCAAGCGCGUCUGCACAGUGCGUGAUGAAUCAGUGGCCCUCUUGUUCCGUGACACGUCGGGAGCCACGCUCCGCGCUUCCAGCAUCACGGAUGAGGGCCUGCCGCUGCUCACGCUCACGACGGGCAAAUCGUACCUCUUUAGCAAGGAGCUUGGCUCGUGGCUCCUGCUUACGGGAAGCGAGGACGCUGUUGCGCAGUGUUCAGACCACCACACGUCCAUGCCUGCAGCACCAGAUGGCGUGAAGAGUUCGACGCUGCCCUUGGGAUCGCUCCAGCACAACAUGUUCAGAGUUCCCCAGCGAGCCAAGUCGGUGUUUCACACUGGCCCCUCACUACAACAGGCUGGCACGCUCAGCUUCCUAGAUGGUCAGAUUGCGGCGUCCUUAGCUCUGCGAUCAUCCAGCGAGUACAAAUUCUGGACGCUCACAUUGGCGCGAUACCUCGCCACAGAAGGUUUGGAAACCCGACUAAAAGAUCUCUGCACGCAAUUUCUUGGUCCUGUGGGUGGCAACUCGCAGUCAUGGGAACCAACUAUACUGGGCUUGGACAAACGCGGGCUGCUGCAAGAGGUGUUGCCAUUUUUGGCCUCCAACUUGCGUCUACAACGGCUCUUCACAGAGUUCAAAGAACAGUUGGACAUGACCACCAGUGAUGGUCUGCUGCCAAAUGGUUGACUGUCAAUCAGCAGACCUAGGCAUCGCUGACUCACAUUUGUCAGGCCUGUUGUAUCAUAAACUGAGAAACUGUAACGCCACCAGGAGAGGCCCCCAUCGUGGAACUUCGACCGAUGCCCUCUGCAGCCUUCCUUCCUUUGGUAGUCACGAUCUUUCGCAUUGUGGUGGUACUGCCUGUUUGCCAUGACUGCUGCAAAGAGAAAAGAAAGAAAUGGUGAUUUUCUCAUUUGGGAAGUGUGUGUUACCAUUGCCACAUCCGAGAAACCUGUUUGUGUGGUGUGCCAGUGAUAGCAGUUCUGCCAGUUCUCGGCUGACAGUGCGGAUAGGAGUCGGAUGCAGGGUUAGCAUCGCCAAGCCAUCACAGGUGUUCCUGGAGCAGCAUGGAAGAACAGGGAGGACGCCACCUGUGGGAUCUUCAAAUUUUGCAUGGGAAGUCGUUGUGGACUUAAAUCUUUUUUUCUUUUUAACCUGUGCCCUACAUUGUAUCAGUCUGCCACUCAGAUACGCGACACAUCCAGUGAUUUACGUCAUCCUGUAUAGAGCCUCAUCAUUCAGGCCACAUUAGGUUUCAUAAUAAGCACUGU
Messenger RNA from Rhipicephalus microplus (southern cattle tick), 3781 nucleotides. RefSeq names its product histone cell cycle regulator-like protein. Gene Ontology annotation, cellular component: HIR complex; nucleus; chromatin. NCBI's taxonomy places the organism in Eukaryota, Metazoa, Arthropoda, Arachnida, Ixodida, Ixodidae. Gene Ontology annotation, molecular function: protein binding; nucleosome binding. The record is from RefSeq and is a predicted model, not a curated record. Gene Ontology annotation, biological process: chromatin remodeling; DNA-templated transcription; regulation of DNA-templated transcription.